AUGAAAACCGAUAAUAUAAUAAUCAGAUCCAAUUUUGGGGAACAAAAAUUUGAACGAUCACAACAAGAAGGUGUAGAAGAAUCGUUAAAGUUAAUUGAGGAUCUGAAGUUUUUUUUAGCGACAGCACCAGCAAAUUGGCAAGAGAACCAGGUGAUUAGGCGAUACUAUCUAAAUAACGAUGAAGGAUUUGUAUCAUGUGUCUUCUGGAAUAACUUAUACUACAUAACAGGGACAGAUAUAGUGCGCUGUUGUGUUUAUAGGAUGCAGAAAUUUGGUAGAGAGGUGGUAGAGCGUAAGAAGUUCGAAGAAGGAAUCUUUUCAGACCUGAGAAAUCUUAAAUGUGGCGUAGAUGCUACGCUGGAGAUGCCCAAGUCCGACUUUCUUUCGUUCCUUUAUAAGAAUCUGUGUCUGAAGACGCAGAAAAAACAGAAGGUUUUCUUUUGGUUCAGCGUUCCGCAUGACAAGCUUUUCGCAGAUGCACUGGAGAGGGAUCUAAGAAGAGAGUCUUCGGGGCAGCCCUCUGCAACACGUGCGGUUUCGGAGCCUGCAUUGACCUUCAGGUACGACGAGGAGUCUGGUACCUCUUUGUACGACCAGGUGGUACAGCAUGUUGACAGCGAGAGAAUAAACGUAUACUCGGCGGCCUCGUCUUCUGCGGCUGUGCCCGCAGAUGCAGCCAAUGACGAAGAAGUACACGAUGAUGACGAAGACGAAGACGAAGAGGGAGAUGAUGAUGAAAUUGAUGACAAAGGGGCGUUGCCUAUGGAUCUUCUCUCGAAAAGAGGGGAAACCGGGCCUUCAGCGAAGAUCCAAAUGGAUGAAGACAUCUCUCGUACCGAGCCUGAACUAUCCACCAUUGCAACAGAUAAUAAUGUCUCCACAGCACCUACAGCGCAUUAUUCUCCUCAUGAACUGAUUAUAGACGGUGCAAAAAACGAAAACACUGAGUAUACACUCGAUGAUAGCAUUAACUUGCUAACAAAAGACGACGAUGAUUUCCCACUGGAUUAUUUCCCACUUGAAAUUGAAUAUCCUCGUAGAGAGCAGCAAAAUCGAAUGAUGAACCCCUUAUUCCACGAUAUGGAUAUGGAUCUCUUCCCUCCAAUUCCGCCAACUGCAGGUGUGUAUGAGAGCCCAUAUAUCCACGGUGAUCUGUCGGGAAAGUUUAUGUAUAGCGCUGGGAUGCCUCCCUCUGCAGGGGUGCCCCCGACGCUUCAGCAAUCUCUGCCGUCUUCAAUUCCUCCUCCGCCCAUGUCUGUUACAAGGGCGCAUUUCAUGACAAACGGCGAAUAUUACGCAACCGCCAAGAGUAAAGACAGUAAUAAAGAAUCUCGAGAUUUAUAUGAUGAGGAGAACAAUGAAAGUAGUCAGGAUAGCUCUGAUGGUAUGAAUGAAGCGGGAGAUGAGCAGUUCACUCAGCCGAUGAAUUCUAGGAAUGUCGGUAAUGGACAACCUCCUGGUAUGGGUAACGUUUCAGGAUUCCCAUUCCAAGAUUCCUUUGCCGGGUAUCAGGGAAUGGGACCUCCAGGAAUGUAUCCCUACAUGAUGCCUGACAUGAUGUAUGGUAACCCAUAUGCCGGUGCUGAUGAUUAUAUGUAUGAGCAAUGGUUGCAUAUGCAACUCGCCCAGAAUCAACAAAAUGAAAUGUACAUGAAUCCACAGGCUCCCUACAUGAGUAGGUUCUUACCACCUCUCUGUCGUACAACCCCAACUAAUCCAUAUAUGGCUAUAUCGCCGUAUCAAUCGAAGCACCCAAAUUCUUCCACCACUAAAAACUUCCCAUAUUAUCCGGGAUAUUAUGGAAGGCGGGGAAACGUUCAUUCGUAUUUGCGUGGCUUCCCAUCCAUCCAGGCUACACAGCCUUCUUCUGCAACAAGAGUGCAGUUUAUGAAACAGAACAAGGUACAGCAACCGAACAAUGCCCCAUAUACCAACCCUGCAACUUCUUCAGCAAAUAAAUCAGCGCAUUCGACAAAGAAAAAGGUUAUGAAGCCAAAACAUCAGCAGCAGUCGAUGAAGAAUUAUGCAAGGACUAGGAGGCUGGAUGCAGAUACGCCUAUCUCCCUUGACCCAAGUAACAGCAACAUUGGAGUCAUUAAUAACUUAAACGGCGGUAAUCAAGAAGAGCGAAUUGUUGGCCCUGACGAUGCAGGCUCUACAAUGGGAUUCCAGAAUGACGAGUCCGAGGCAUAG
This is a messenger RNA of Eremothecium sinecaudum, 2193 nucleotides long. RefSeq names its product homeodomain family transcription factor STE12 (gene STE12). The record is from RefSeq and is a predicted model, not a curated record. Bases 1 to 2193 code for a protein of 730 amino acids. Lineage: Eukaryota; Fungi; Ascomycota; Saccharomycetes; Saccharomycetales; Saccharomycetaceae. The transcript has a single exon. Gene Ontology annotation, molecular function: DNA-binding transcription factor activity. Gene Ontology annotation, cellular component: Tec1p-Ste12p-Dig1p complex; Ste12p-Dig1p-Dig2p complex; nucleus. Gene Ontology annotation, biological process: sexual reproduction; regulation of pseudohyphal growth; regulation of DNA-templated transcription.